Molecule: messenger RNA, 1239 nt
Organism: Fusarium vanettenii 77-13-4
Lineage: Eukaryota; Fungi; Ascomycota; Sordariomycetes; Hypocreales; Nectriaceae
Exons: 4
Coding region: 1-1239 (412 amino acids)
Source: RefSeq, a predicted model, not a curated record
AUGGCGACCCCUGAGAGUCUUGGCCGACUCAAGGACGUGUGGGAGUCUUGCAAGGCUCAGGAUGAUCAGAAGGCAGCACUUAUUGAAGAAUUAUUUAAAACCAUUGAAAAUCAGUCUCGUCGGCUUGAGAUCAGCAACUCACUUCUUGACCAGGCUCAGAAGGAGAAGUGGGAGCUCAUUCAUAAACAAUUGAGCGUUCCAUUUCAAGGACGCCCAAUUAACAAGACGCAGUUUCUAGAUGAGUUCGUCCGACAAGGCACGGCCGGCGGCAAAAGAGCUGCACAGGCGCUCAAGGAAGCCAUCAAGGCCCAGUGGCCUGCCUACUCUCGCCGAGCAAUCAUCACCCAUAUCUAUGCCAACAUGCGCGGUCUAGGAGCCACUUACGAGGGCAACGGCGUUGUAUCGAGUCUUCUAGACUGGUACGCGUUUGUCUCUGGGUUCAACAUUGUCGACCCAAUGUUCGACUACCUCGAUGCUGGCAGCGGCAAGGAAUGCGCAGAUUAUAAAAUUAAAACUGUCUUCCAACAUCACUUUGACAAUGUUCACUGCAGGAGAAUCAUUUUAGGAGCUUCAGCCGACAACGGAUACGCUCGUCUCCUCGGUAAGUACGCUGGAGACAAGGACUCUCAAGAAAGGAUUGCCCUCAUCGAAGGGCCCAGCUUUGCCCGAGAACUUAAGGAAAUUGCCGACCAAUUUGAGACCUGCUCUUUUGUCAACGUGUUUGCAAGUCAAACACUUCACAAGCCGUCCUUCCCCCGCAUCUCGCUACCAACUAUCCAGCCUAUCCCUGAUAAUGGCUUCAGGCCUCAGAAACGACGCCGUUCGACAUCUCCCAUCGAGGCCUCACCCAUCCUUCGGAACAAAAACGGUGAUCGAGUCGAUCCACCCCUACCAGUCUUUUCAAACGAAGCCUAUCAACAAGUCAGAGGCUGGAAGCUCUGCAACAACUUUUAUCUACUUGGGAAAUGCGCCGCCCCAGGAACAUGCAUUCACGAUCACGAAAAGGUGCUGACCAGCGACCAGAAGGAUGCCCUUCGCUCCAUCUGCCGAGGGUUACCGUGCCGUAAUGGGUUGAAGUGCGACGACCCGCAUUGCAUUGCCGGGCACUCCUGCCGUUAUCCGGUUUGUGUUCGCCCAGACUGUCGGUUUCCCCCUGAAAUGCAUGGCGUGGACACCAAGGCUGUGUCCCAGCCGAAUGAGUAUGAUUUCAGAACAAAUUGGCCACCAGCGUGGAACUAA